Messenger RNA from Fonsecaea erecta, 1668 nucleotides. RefSeq lists its product as hypothetical. NCBI's taxonomy places the organism in Eukaryota, Fungi, Ascomycota, Eurotiomycetes, Chaetothyriales, Herpotrichiellaceae. The transcript is spliced from 2 exons. The record is from RefSeq and is a predicted model, not a curated record. Gene Ontology annotation, biological process: autophagy; peptidyl-serine phosphorylation; protein autophosphorylation. Gene Ontology annotation, molecular function: ATP binding; protein binding; protein serine/threonine kinase activity. The coding region runs from base 1 to 1668 and encodes 555 amino acids. Gene Ontology annotation, cellular component: autophagosome; cytoplasm.
AUGGCGACCAACUCAGAUGAAGAUCUCCCUAACAUUGUUCUGCUAUUUUCAGAUAUUGUGGGCCCAGACGAGAUCCCUGAGCUGUCUGAGAACGCAAGAUAUGAGUUUAGCCCUUCCAAGGGUAACGAAAAUACCCUAGCGAACUGGAGCAGAAACCAACCCGAAGAGCCUACUCCGCCCUUUCUUGCACUGGUGUUUGGAAAGCACAUGUACUCUCCGCAGGGUUGGGUGUUUGGUUCGUCGGAUGACACAGACGUGUGCGACGUUCAGCUCGCGAAAGAUAACACAACAGGUAUUAGCAGGCAGCACUUUCGGAUCGAUAUUAGCCCAAGUUCAAACUGCCCAAGACUCACAAACUUGUCCAAUAAGCUCAUUAAGCUAUAUGUCGAUGGCAUGGAGCUACCUCGGGCCAAGGGACAAUCCGAGGAUAUCCCUUCAUCUGUCACCAUCCAUGUAGGAGAGGUUACAAUGAAGGCAUGGCGGCCAACAUUGUCACAUCAAGAAGAGAUCUGCUAUCGCCGGAACGCAGAGAGGUUUAGUGCGGAAAUCCUCGACUCCCUUCCGAGGGCCAUUGGCCCCAACGCUACACAGACCUCAACAGUCAUCGUCAGGUUCGGAAGCAACAAUACCGUGUACAGGCGAGAAGACGAAGCAGCUGUGGGCACCGGCAGCUUCGCAUCGGUCAUGAAGGUGAAGGAAUUAGGUUCCAAAAAGAUCUUCGCAGCGAAGGUGCCGCACCAUAAACUCAGCGAUCCUGCAAGCACAGCCCGAAAACGAUGGGAGUCUUUGACUGCAGAAUUUCAGAAUAUUGUCGAGCUACAGCAUCCAUACAUUGUACAGGCCAUUGAGGUUUUGACCGGGGAAAAGGCAUCGGAUCCUCCUUGGCUGAUUAUGGAGUGGAUUGAGGAUGACCUUAGCUCAAUCGAACUCGAUAAUCGCGACUCGCACACCGUCUUAACUCACGUCAGUAAGGGACUGGCCUAUAUCCACGCCAAAGGCUUCACUCAUCGGGAUCUGAAACCAGAAAAUGUUCUCGUUCAACUAAAAAAUCAUAGACUGCUGGCCGCCAAGAUCGCCGACUUUGGGACGACAAAGUAUGACCCUUCUGGACAGAUGCAGACCUAUACCGGGACAAGUGUCUACAUGGCGCCUGAAUUCUGGGAGUCGAGGCUGGCUUACUCCAACGCAGUCGACAUGUGGUCCUUGGGAGUUAUGGCAGUCGAAUUACUUACCUCUAUGGAAACGAGAUUACAUGGAUGGUGUGGAGUGUUUCCACCGACCCGGGAUCAGCACCAUAACUGGAUCCAGGAAGUCCUCUGGCCUCGUGCAGCAGACGCGCCACACGAGGCCAAAGAGUUGCUCCUGGGGUUACUAUGCAAGACUGCCGCGGAUCGAUGGUCCGCCGCGGUCUGUGACAAGUGGUUACAGGAGCAUGAUAUUCAAGCGACGGGCGGCAGUAAGAAAAGGCCUUUGUCGCUGUCAAGCCAGAAUGCCGCCGAGCUGGAACGGGGGCUUCAACGGAGCGAUGACACCCUUCGCCUGACAACCUUUCGUGCCGGCACUAUUCAACAUCCCUGCCGAGCCCCAAAUCCCACUGGUGAAAUGGCCUCAGUCGAAGACCAGGUGUCUUCGCCCUCGGGAACAACUGCUUCUGCUGGACUAGUAUGA